UUUGUUGUUGUUGUUGUUUAAGUUGUUUCUCCUACUCUUACCUACGCCUACCGUGUCCUCGGAUCUACUUUGCGCUAUCUGGAGCGUAGCAAGCCAGAGAAGAAGGAGAAGGAGCGAGAACGGCGAAUAGAAAGGUGCGGGUUCGUAGUGGUAGGCCCGGUAGAGAACUCGUUGGUAAGACUACCUGUCGGACUUUUCGCCGCAAACACAGGGCAAGUCUGUGUCAAAUCAUUGUCGCGCAGACGGGAAAUCGGUUGCCGCGAUGUAUUAUCACGAAAAUUUGAGUUGCCCCUUAAAUAUCACCAACAACUAUAACGUAUCCAUGCCAUGUAUCACGAUCGUUGAACGUAGAAUGUAAACGAGAGAAAAAGAUCGCGAGCAAGAUCCGUGCGUGAGUACGGACAGUAUAUAAUUACUAGCCGUUCUUCCUACCCCUUGACGUCGGCCGGCCGAGGAAGCACAGAAAGCGGUUACUAGGUUGAACAGAAACCUCUUGAUUUCUGUUGAAACACAACCGUUCCGUAUACCAGUCCAGCCAUGAAAGAAUGGAGAGCAACCGAAGCGAUGCCACGAAAUCCUACGAUUCUACGCGCGUUCAAUUCUACAGUAACUGUGCUACUCGUCUCAUCUCGUCUCCAAAUAUUGGAUACGUCGAUGAGGUUGUCGAAAAAUGAUAACUCUAAACCGCGCGGCAGUGGAAGUGCGAAAAGAGCGAGAAAGUCGGUCGAGAAAGAUAAGACACAGCAUUGGGAACUAUGUUCUUUGUUUGCGACAAUUACCGAUAAUUGUUCAACUAUCCUCGUAUCGUGGAUGCGAAUACAUACAUUCGCCGGCACGACAUUGAACGAACAUUCGUCGAUGGAAUCGAAGAAACAAAAGAGAAAGAAAGUUUUAGCCGAAUAUUACCGUAAUCACCGUUAGAAAUUCCGUAAUAAUGUUCCUUCUUUAAUUUGACUGACAACGGUACGCUGCGCCGCGCCGCGCCGCGCCGCGCCGCACCGUCGACCAUUUUCGUAAUUAUUUCGCAAUUAUCGCUCGCAAAUGUAGGCGAGAUUAAACUUAAUCACAGACCGCGAGACUCCUUACAGCGAAGAAGAAAGAUCCUUCUAGCGGACGGCCGCGGCACGUGCAACCUAUUAUAUCGGCACUGCGCGACGCAACACAACGCGACGCCGAUGCCGACGCCGACGCGCUCACUUAGGAGUGACAACUAACAAACGCAGUCGACCAUUGUUACAAAAGACAAUGACCAAAUGACGCGUGUAAUCGUUUCUGUGUCUAUGUUCGAAUCGCAGCUGCAACAACCUGUUCGCGCGUCUCGUCGAGAUAAGGGGAGGGCAGCUGCGCUUGGUUCGCGGUCCUCUCCACGAGCGCUACCAACCAAUCAACGAAUACGCGUACACGCUGAUUCCAGAAUCGGAAGGUAUUCGUAACGACCUCCGUAUCUCUCAUUCGCAGGGAUAUUAUCCGUCUACCGUGUAUGGGAGUUUGGGAAAAAUUUCAAUCGAGCCGUGAGUUUCAAUGGAAUUUUAAUUCGCGAGCCGCCGCGCCGCCGGCGUCGGCGUCGUCAUUGCCGUCGCGUAUUAUCGGCCUGAAUUAAAAUUCCUCGCUCACGGAUCCACGUAUUCUGACUCGGCUCUUCCGUAAAAGUUUUUAUGUGGUCGAACAAAGUUAGCCGGGGAAAACAAAGUUUUCCGCGGAUCAUCAACUUGUUCGAGCUCUCUUUCUUGUUUACGCGAGACCGUGAACGAGAAGAAAAGCCACUUUGCUUUCGAGCGGGAACUCGCAAGCUCGAUGCAUCUUGUACUAGGUCUUCCUAUCGCACCGCAAACACCUAUACCCUCGUCUCCAACUUGGACUCUACUCGCAAUGCAAACUGUAACUGCCAUCUCUCCCCGUUUAACCGUAUCGUUUUUCCUUUUUAUUCUCUUUCCUUUUUGCUUUGUUUCAUUAAUGGAACGCGAACGGGACGCCAUCGGAGCCUAAUUACUCGAUGAUUCGAUCGCAAGAUAAUCGACGAAACGAUAGAAAAUAUUUGCAACGACGAAGCGAGCUUCUCGAAAAAGAGAAUGGCCUGUUCCUUGGCUCAAGGUUCAAUUUUCGGAAACCUCUGUCACUUUUAUUUUCGGCUCGUCUCGAUCAACCAUCUCCCACAGGCCGAAUCACAGGUGCGAUCACGCGACGUAAACUGCGACAACCGUGAUUUCUUUGCUUCCAUCCUGACCUUACCGCGUUCCUAUUUGUCGCACGGCGUGUUACCGGAUCACUAAAAAACGUAAUCUGACGUGAGAAGAAUCGAGAAGACAGAGAAUGUGGAUAAAAUCGUGUUUGUUUGUAUCGAGUUGCAUUUUCUCCUCGCUCUCAGGGACGCCAUUUUCGAGUUGUCUGCAGAUGCCUAAACAAAAAUUGGAAACAUAGAUAUCGUUUACGUCGUUGGUCGUUCUUCCGUAUAUCUUGAACACGUCGAGUCGAAAUUGUUGCACAAUCGAAAGCACGGAAAAGUAGCAAAGAGCAGAUGAUCAGGUGAAUUCACCAAGGUGGGAAAAUGUUGAGUGGUAAACAGAAGAGAGGAACGCGACUCGAAAUGAAGCAAACAGAAUAAGAGGGAGAGGGAGAGGGGUAAAGAGAAAGACAGACCGAGGUAUAGCAAGGCGAGCCGGUGACCGUAGUGGGAUCGACAAAGCUACAUGGAGCCACGACGGCCACUUUCGACGGCAGUAACCACGAAGACGCCAUGACGACACCAUCACCCACAUUGUUCUCGACUCGGCUGUCCGCUGUCGGUCUAGUCGCAGCGGUUUUUCUUCUACUGGCAACACAGGUAUGCAGCGAAGCUUAUUAUGGGAAGCUUAUUGGCAAGCUGUCGGAACUCCAUCACGGCGUCAGCGGUGAAGUUUACGCCGUGGACGGACGAACUCUGUUCAUCAAGAACUUCGCGUACGACGGCGAAGCGCCAACUGCUUACUUUUACGUGGGAACUUCGAAAAGUCCCAAUGGAAAUGGCAUCAGGCUUCGAGACGAGAAUGGAUCAACGGACACGCUGAAGAGAUAUCGAAGGAAAGACAUCACGCUCACGCUACCCGACGGCAAGACUCUGAACAACAUAAAGUGGUUCUCUGUGUGGUGCGACGAAUACGCUGUAAACUUUGGAGAUGUCAGAAUACCAAGAGGAUUCGACUACCCGAAACCGCAAAAACUGGCGGCUCUAAGCGGUGUGCACAGUGUCAGUUCGGAACCAAUCGUGGUCGUCGACGCUCAGACUCUUUUGAUACCUAGCUUCAGCUACGAUGGCGAAGCACCAGACGCGAAAUUCUGGGCGGGAGCUGGCCCGUCGCCGUCACCGCAAGGAAUUCGCAUUCCCGACGAGAAUGGAAAGGUAGUACCGCUGCGUCAGUACAAUCGCAAAACCAUCGUGCUCACGUUACCCGGAGACCUGACGAUCCACCAGAUCGGCCACUUUGGCGUUUGGUGCGAGGCCUUCACCGUGGACUUUGGCCACGUACAAAUUCCAACGAGUCUUAACGUGCCACCCUCCCUGAAGAUGCUCGGAGUCUCGCCGCAGUCGAAACUGAACUGUGAAGUUCUCGAGAACAGACAGGCUUUUGAGGUACGAUGGGCCGUUGCCGGAGACAGCAUAGUCGGUCAGCUCGUUGGAAAACUUGACGAGGGACAAUACAUGUGUUUCGGAGUAUCUGCAAACACCGAAAGAAGCACGAUGGUUAACGGAGACGUUGUAGUCGCCUGGGUCGACAAGCAAACUCUUCAGGGUUACGCGGUCGAUUAUUUCUUGGACGCCAAGUCUCAAUGCUCCGGUGGACGUGGCAGUUGCCCCGAUACACGCAUACGGGAGAACUCGAAUUCUAUUCGAUUGUUAAACGCGGCGCUGGUGGACGGAUACAGCAUUGUCACGUAUCAGAGACCAUUGAAGGCGAGCGACGAGUUGGACCAUCAAAUCCUGACAAACGGCUCGCAGGCGAUCAUCUGGGCCAUCGGUCCUCUGAACGAGAGACAAGAGGUCAGCUUCCACUCGGACUAUUUGAAAACCGACCGCUUCAUCGACUUUGGUAGACCACCGGUUUGGAAUUGUCCUGUUCCAGAUCAAGAGCAAUCUCAGCUAUUCGUGACCAACAACGAGAAGGUGACCGGCACCCAGGAAUGGGUUACGACUACGAAAAGACCUAAACGUCAACAAGUGACGCCUGCGCCAGCGUUAAAAACCGAUGCCUGGGUAAUUCCACCGAUCCAGUGCAACGAUACCGACGACGGAAAAUUUUACGCUCAGAUGGGACCAACCGGAGGAAAGCACGGAUAUCCUGCUAUCACCGGUCACGUCGGUUGGGGUAUCUCCUGGUACAUAAACGGGCUUCUAAUUCCGGAGAUUUACGUGGUCCGCGGCACUAGGUACACUUUCUUCGUGGAGGGUGGCGAAGAUGUCGACAAACCUGCUCUCUAUCAUCCCUUUUACAUAACCGACGAUCCCGUCGGUGGUUAUCAACACAAAACGCCCGAAGAGAAAGCUAAAGUGAAGAUUUUUGCGGGAGCCGAACGACACGGAGGUGAAUAUCGACCGACGGCCGUUGGACGUAUGUGCAACUGGCUUCCCGAUCAGGAUCAACCCCGUUCCGACGAGUUUGCGACGUUCGGUGCUUAUCAACGCACUCUAACGCUCAAGUGCGAUCCUGGUGAACCAGGUCUCCUGGUGUGGACCCCGGACGAAAACACGCCCGACACCGUCUACUACCAGUGCUUCACGCAUCGCUACCUGGGUUGGAAGAUCCACGUUCUCGACAGCUGCGACGCCGAGGAAACCGGUGCCAGCGAGACUCGCGAGGUGUACGUCGAUCCGCAACAGCAACGACCGAGCGCCGAAGAUCUCGAGAAUAGCUCCAGCAUCCGCGUCUCGAGCAAGGUAACGCCAACGGCGGAGUUUCUUCGGCAACAACUUCAUCAUCCUCAUCGUGAAUACGAGCUUCGUUAUCCCUAUCAUUCGACGACUAACCCCGAUAACGGCAAUCUAAAUCUAAACGCAUCAUACACGCAGCUACUAACGACCGCUAAUAAUAACAACGAUUACAUGCGCUUGCAAUCAUCGUCGUCGUACGAGGACCCGUUCGAUUCGAAGCCUCCGUACAACAACCUCGGCCAUGGAAUCGCGGCGCCGCAUCGUCACGAGGUACGCGUGAAGGAAAUCCAUCACGCGCACCUCGACGAGGAUCUCGUGCAACAUCAUCGCAACCACCACCACCACCACUACCAUCAUCAUCGUCCACAGAUCGCGCCGAUCUAUCGCGAACAAUCGAUGAUGGGAGGCACCAGGUUCGCCUCCCCCUCCUCGUAUUCUCUUGGCAGACAGCAAAUGACGGAAAUCGAGCAGGAACUCCUUCAGCAGCCCUCUAACCAGCAAUUGUCUAACCUCGUUGCAGAUAACCCACGGCCACUGAACCACGGGAUCAAAUACGCUUAUUCGGGUGUCACCGGGCCGCAGAUCCUAUAUUCGAAGCCGUCGUCUCAACCUCAUCGUUACGCAACCAAUAAUCACCAUCUUUAUCCGGUCCCUCAUCGUUAUCAUCACCACCAUCAGCCAGAGCAGAGGACUCAACUAAUGUUCGUCAAGAGGCCGGUGCUGACGCGUCGUCCGAUGUUGCAGAGUCCUCACGCGAUGCCACAGUCAACCCUCCCCUUGCAGUCAAUUUCGAGACCGGUCUUCCUGGAACGAAAGAAGACCGUUUACAGGCCAGCCGUUUCUACUUACAGGAGAACGCUUGAGAAACCCUCCCCCGCCGGCGAUAUUCCGAUCGCGAAACUUAACAAGAUCAUCGAUUCCAACCAAAGAAGCAAGUUGGAAGCCAAAGUGUCCGAUUCCGAUGCGCUGGAUCUUUCCAACGUGUUCGUAACUACCAACCUGUUAAAACCUGCUAGAAAUACGGGAUUCAACCCCGACUCGAUAGUGAUCGAGGGUGGCUUCAAACCUAUCAUCAGAAACGUCGAGGGAUCCGCAGAUGUGGCUCAAAAAAGAAUCUCGGAGAGAACCGAACGAAACGACGCGCUUUCCCGAGAAACUGGGGAUCACGGGCCAGUCGACAAUUUCGAGCCGGUCUUUAUACCUUCGCCACCUGUCCCGACGAUCGACACCAACAACAAGCCCAAAAAGAAAACUGUCAACGCGAAACUGCGUUCAAGCGAACACGAUAUGGAUAUGGAUGUGGACGUGGAUGUGGAUGUGGAUGUGAAUACGGAUAUGGAUAUGGACAUGGAAAUGGCAGCCGACAGUUCAAACGCGUAUUACCUGCCUCCGAUAUCCAGCACGAUUCCCGACGAGUCACCGUCUUCAUUCUCCUCCUCGUCCUCGUCCUCGUCCGAGGUACUGAUCACCUUUGACGGAAAGAGACUGAAAGACUCCAGUUUGGUCAGAUCGAUUUCCGGGAUCGACGGGCAUUCCAACGGUAAAUUAUCCUCCGAAAUCCUCAGCAGAACCCCUCAAUUUGGAAGAUUUAAGGGAGAUCUACCACCACCGAUUCCUGGAGAGAUCCGCUCGGAUAACUCUCACCUCGAGAAACGUCGCGGUCGUCUGCCUUCGACGUCAACGGGUCUAUCGGUACCCGAGACACGAACGAUACAAAACACGAGGCUGACGCUCGUCGAAAGAUCGAGAAGCUCUCCGUUCUCGGAUAAAUAACACUAAAGU
Molecule: messenger RNA, 6685 nt
Organism: Hylaeus volcanicus
Lineage: Eukaryota; Metazoa; Arthropoda; Insecta; Hymenoptera; Colletidae
Gene: Skeletor
Product: protein Skeletor, isoforms B/C
Exons: 13
Coding region: 2735-6676 (1313 amino acids)
Source: RefSeq, a predicted model, not a curated record